Laetiporus sulphureus 93-53 is the source of this 2047-nucleotide messenger RNA. RefSeq lists its product as uncharacterized. NCBI's taxonomy places the organism in Eukaryota, Fungi, Basidiomycota, Agaricomycetes, Polyporales, Laetiporaceae. The coding region runs from base 391 to 1569 and encodes 392 amino acids. The transcript has 2 exons. The record is from RefSeq and is a predicted model, not a curated record.
CUCCGCGUCCGCCCCCGGCGGACCUGCAGGCGGUACUCUUGCCCUCUCUCGUUCACCUCACCGUGUUUGGUGCACUGUCCCGUGGCAGGGACGUCUCAGCUGUAUUCAUCCCACAGAAUACACAAAAAGGAUUCAAUUGCUACGCCACGCGGUGGCCAUCCUGUAGCCGCGGACCAGGUCCGCUGAGGUUUCACGACAGCAUUUUGCACAACACGCACGAAACGCGUCGUCAACGUUCAACGUUGCAACCUUAGCCGAGAGCGGGCAGUUAUAGGCGCAGCUUGUGUCCGAGUCCGGUCGUUCACGUCUCCCAAACCUACGUGCGCACUUAACAGCACCAUCUCCCGACCGGCGAGUGGUUUUCAUCAGCGUUAGUGCAUAUCUUGAGCUAUGGCGACGUACUACACGCCUCCUGCGCGCCAUCAGUCCUCCUCUACCCCCUCGCCGUCCGUCCGAACGGUGAGUGAACGUGAGCAGGUCGAUCUGCCCACCAUCGACCUCACUUUCGGCGAUCACUCCAUCUAUGUCUUCCCCAAUCCCUCCUCCGCUCCGCCCAGCCCAGCCUCUACGCUCUUCUCUGGGUCCGUGCCGACUGACUUCCCCAGCUCCUAUUCUCCGUCUUCAUCACUCUCCCCGGGCUCCUCGCGUUCGCGCUCGCACACUCGACGACGUCCCCGCCCACGUCAUCAUCCCUCGCAUCAUGCCAUCGAGACUCAGAACCUCAGUCUCAGUACGAGUGCUCGUUCACCAUCGCCGCUGUCCGGUUCGCCAUGCGUAGUCACAGAUGACUCCGAUCCCGACGUCGAGCUCUGGGAUUGGGAUGGACGCUCGCCGUCACCGUUGGCUCUAGAUGGGGACCUAGAUGGUACCGAAUCGUGGGUCCUUGAAGAGGAGAUUGAGCGCCAUGGCCGCUGGGGCAUCGCCCUCGACACACCUUCCCAGCAGACACGGCGCACGCAGCCACUUCAUCAGGCUCACUCUCGCAUGCGACUCGUUCCGUGUUCCCGGAGCACGUUAUCACGAGCGACGACGGGGAGUAGUUUGACAGGAUACUCGGCCCGAGCGAGGGCAUCGAUGGAGAGGGCUGAGAAACACACAAUGCAGCCGCGCGUGCGCAUCCCGCUACUAUCGCUGGUUUCGAAGCUGUUCGCAUUGGACCUGGACGAGCCUGCGCUCCGCCUCCUCACGCACGUCCCGCCCCACGCUGAGGACGCCGAGUCCGUGCUCUUUCCCGGGCACAAGGUCGAACUCGCUCCAGCCUCGCCUACGAUCUCCGAGGCGUCCCUUUCGACGGACUCGUCGUCCCCAGACGAUACCGAGCGCGACUUGGAGUUGACACCCGACCUCCCGCCCACGCUGCACGGCACGCACAAGCUUCUCCUGAGCGCGAAAGAAGAUGCGACCAGGGCUCUGCGUGCGGGGCUGGCGAUCUCGAUGGACUUGCCCGGCCUUGAUUUUGGCGUCGGAUAUGGAUAUGGGUUUGGACCCAUCGCAGGCUUGUGGCGCGCGGUGGGAGAGGUGUGCGUGCGGAGUGGGCAGGCGUGGAGGGAGGUUUGGGCAACUUCGUAAACGCGAAUUUCCUCUCGAUCUCUGCAUUCGUCGCAUGGCGUAUAUAUCGCUUCGCUGUCGCUGGUCGAGCAGUCGCGGUCCUCGGCAUUUGAUAAGGACUGAUCACUGCAUCUCUCGUCGCAUGCUAUACUCGCAUCAUUCUCGUUCCUGGUCUUCGCUCUCCACUCGUCCUCUCUUAUUCGUAAGCCACGUCAUACUAGACCAUUCUCCCUUCCUGUACUGCACUUCUCAUCAGGAAUAUUCAUAUUAGCCCGAUCGAUGCCUCUAUAUUAUAGAGAUAGCCCGGUGAAGACGCACUAUGCUGGUGCGGUUUAGUCGCCGAGCCGAUGUCACAGUGGUAUGGGAGUUGCUAGUGAGCAAUUGGUUCGUCCUGGUGCGCCAUGCUGGCAGCCAUCCGAAUCCGAUGCUCAAGGAGAAGAUGUACAUUCAAGUCUAGAAGUAUAUACGAGGAAUAGAUGCUGCUCCUGGUAUCACAUAG